This is a messenger RNA of Aplosporella prunicola CBS 121167, 2702 nucleotides long. RefSeq lists its product as uncharacterized. Gene Ontology annotation, molecular function: protein binding. Bases 107 to 2566 code for a protein of 819 amino acids. NCBI's taxonomy places the organism in Eukaryota, Fungi, Ascomycota, Dothideomycetes, Botryosphaeriales, Aplosporellaceae. The record is from RefSeq and is a predicted model, not a curated record. The transcript has 3 exons.
AAGUGAGAAAAUAGCCACCACCGAACCCCAGUUCCCGUCCCCAUCACCGGCUGAGCCUCAGCAUCAGCGGCUUUGUCACCCCUUCUGGCCUCAGCCGCAGCAAGCCAUGAGUUACCAACAAUACCCCCAGCAUAACUACGGCCUUGGAGCCACCUUUGUUCCUGGCGGCACCGACGACUACUACAUGCCCACCCCCGAGCUCGUCGCGCCCGCUCCUCAGCGCGUCAUGCAAGAGGACGUUGACCAGAUCCAGAACCAAGUCGCCCACAUGGAGCUCGAAGCCAACGCUCGCCAGGGCUCGGUGCCCCCUCACCUCAUGAACGGCUCAAGCGGAUACCCCCAGAGAAUGUCCAGCAUGGUCAACCUCUCCGCGCAGCCCCACGAUUACAGCCGUUUCUCAGACGGCACCCACGCCGACAUGCCCAACUUCUCGCCUUUUCCGAAGAUCCCCAACCUGCCGAAUGUCCCACCAUCCGACGAGUCCAAGGAACAUAUACUAGAGUCGGCGCGCGUUGGCGUACUCAACUCCAAUGACCCGGAGAUGCAGCUCGCUUGGGCGCAAGACGCGCUCUCGUACUGCGACGCCUCCAGCAUGCACUUGGACCGUAUAUCGAUUGGCAAGACGAGCCGGCCCACAACACCGGCUGUCGAGCACCAAGUUCGACUGGACGCGAUGAACAUAGUCUCGUUUCUUGCGGAUCAGCAUCAUCCAAAGGCCGAAUUUAUGAGGGGUAUGUGGCUGGAGUUUGGCAAGUUUGGAAUGAGGAUAGACAAGAAGGAGGCUUUCAGGUGCUACUCGAGAGCUGCGGACAGACAAUAUUACCGCGCGGAGUAUAGGAUUGGCAUGCUUUUCGAGCAGUCGAACGACCCCGUGAAGGCACUAGUUCACUACCAGAAAGGCGCGGAGGCAGGAGAUUCGGCCUCUAAUUAUCGACUUGGCAUGAUGACUCUGCUCGGACAGAAUGGCCAACCGCAAGAUUUUUCAAGAGGCAUCUAUCUCAUCAAGCAAGCGGCUCAGACAGCAGAUGAGAACGCCCCACAGGGAGCCUAUGUUUUGGGCAUGCUGCAGGCGAGAGAGCUGCCGCAGAUCAAUGUUCCGGAACAGUACCUUCCUUACAACGAGAAGGAAGCAAAGGCAAACAUUGAAAAGGCCGCCUUCCUCGGAUUCGCCAAAGCCCAGCUCAAGAUGGGUGCCGCUUAUGAGCUGUGCACUCUCGGAUGUGACUUUGAUCCCGCUCUCUCUUUGCAUUACAACGCCCUCGCAGCACGUCAAGCUGAACCCGAAGCGGACAUGGCUAUCAGCAAAUGGUUCCUUUGUGGUUACGAAGGAGUUUUCCAGAAGAACGAGGAACUUGCCUACGUUUAUGCCGAACGUGCCGCCGAGGCUGGUCUUGCUACGGCAGAGUUCGCCAUGGGCUACUUCAAUGAAAUCGGCAUCCACGUCCCUGUCAACACAGAAAAGGCCAUGGAGUGGUACGACAAGGCUGCUGCCGAUGGCAACGAUGAUGCCAUUGGUAGAAUUGAAGGUAUCAAGAGGUCAAACACUUUGUCGAAGAAGGAUCACGAGAAAAUCGCCGUCAACCGCAUCAGAUCCUUGCAUGGAUCCAAGAGAGGUCAGAGACCCGACAGAUUGUCCAGAAACAACCAUCAACCAGCAAUGCCUUCGGUGUCAGAGGUGACUCCUAUGUCGCCUGGUUACGGCCCAGGUGCUGUUACAUCUCCCUCCUCUGGCCGUCCUCCACGGAGCUCAUCGGCCGCUCCCUAUCCUCUUGAGGAUAAGCCUCUAGUUGGCGCACCUAUGGAACGUCCAAGUUCGGCGGCGCCAUACCCAAUGGACAACGGGCCUCCUAUGCCGUUCGGCGGUCCUCCCGAGGCUCGCGCGGCUUCAGCCUUCAAUAUCCUCCCGUCCAACGUCCCCACAAGUCCCUCCAAAAGGACGUCACAGGGCCGUCCUUAUUCUAUUGAGAGUAUGGGCCCUGCCGGCCGCGGCCACCCAAUGGCUGGUCGCGGCGCUCCUGGCUAUCGUCAACCUGGAGGUCCUAGCGUGGAGCGCCCCGAACGUAUCUCCGUGUCAUCUAGCUCAGGAGUCCCUCUGGCUGGCUACGGUGUCGGUUCGCCUGAUGGUCGCGGCAAGUUGCAGAAGCCGGGACAAGCCGCUAUGGGAUCUCCUGUACCGGACAUUGGAUUUACUGCACCUGUGUUACCACGCGCAGACCCGAAGCUGCCACAAGGUUAUGAACGCACCAGCACGAUGGCGUCCCCGCCUCCUGGCUCUGGCGUCAUGAGCCCGCGGCCCGGCACCUCUAGUGGCAGACCUGGCACUGCGGGUACUGCUGCUUCCUCGGGAAGCAGGCCCGGGAGCUCUGGUAGACCCACCGGCCCGCAGCACGCGGCGACGGCACCGCCAUCUAAGUUGCAGCAAGCGCAAGCCCCAAGCUCUGGCCCAAGCACCCCCGCACCACAGGUCAAACCAGCAGCGACCACAUCCGCAGUAAAGGGUCCCAAGACAUUCGAAGAGAUGGGUGUCCCGCAAAUCAAGGAGAAUUCGGACUGUGUUGUAAUGUAGAUGAACCUGAAAGAGUUUACGCUGUGGUUGAACAACUUCAGCUUCGACACUCAAAAGAAUGCGUGAACAGUUGUGCGAGGCGAGAGUUUGGACUGGGGAGAGGUGGGAGUGAAAAGAGGAAUGAUAUCACGGCCGU